Messenger RNA from Carya illinoinensis, 781 nucleotides. Its product is annotated as 60S ribosomal protein L23a-2. The coding region runs from base 144 to 608 and encodes 154 amino acids. Gene Ontology annotation, biological process: ribosomal large subunit assembly; translation. Gene Ontology annotation, cellular component: cytosolic large ribosomal subunit; ribosome. Lineage: Eukaryota; Viridiplantae; Streptophyta; Magnoliopsida; Fagales; Juglandaceae. Gene Ontology annotation, molecular function: rRNA binding; structural constituent of ribosome. The record is from RefSeq and is a predicted model, not a curated record. The transcript is spliced from 4 exons.
AAAUCAGGUUAUAUCGGUAAUUCAGUCCCGUAUAUAUAGCAGCGUUCAUCGUCUCCGUUUGGAAACCCUACUCCACGAGUCCACGGCCGCUGCAGCCAUCCUUGUCUCUCCCAGGUAAGUAAGUUCUUUGGCUCCAGCGUCCAAUGGCUCCGGCUAAAGCUGAUGUUGCAAAAAAGGCUGAUCCAAAGGCUCAAGCCUUGAAGGCUGCCAAGGCUGUGAAAUCAGGCCCUGUUUUUAAGAAGAAAGCUAAGAAGAUCAGGACAUCAGUCACAUUUCAUCGACCAAAGACAUUAAAGAAGGAGAGGAACCCCAAAUAUCCCCGUAUCAGUGCUCCCCCAAGAAAUAAGUUGGACCAUUAUCAGAUUCUCAAGUAUCCUUUGACUACGGAGUCUGCAAUGAAGAAGAUUGAGGACAAUAACACCCUGGUUUUCAUUGUUGACAUUCGUGCCGACAAGAAGAAGAUCAAAGAUGCUGUGAAGAAGAUGUAUGACAUUAAGGCCAAGAAAGUUAACACUUUGAUCAGGCCCGAUGGAACUAAGAAGGCUUAUGUUAGGUUGACACCAGACUAUGAUGCCUUGGAUGUGGCGAACAAGAUCGGUAUAAUCUAAGCUACAAUUUUGUAUCCCCUUGUCCCAAGCAAAGUGAUCCCAUUCUUGUUAUGACAGUUUUGUUAGUACAACGUGGCACGAUGUUAGGACUUAAUUUCAGUUGGUUAUUUAAAGUUGUAUCUGGAACAAUGUUUUCUAUACAGCUUGUGGUUCUAUCUGCCUGAUUAUACUUC